CAUUUCCCCCCACACACAGCCCCGCUGCCUUCCGCCAUCCCUCCUCCAUCCUCCAUCCCCCUGCGGCUCCUCCACCGCCGGGGUUUCGCCCUACAACGCCCCAGAAGGAGAGGGGAAGGGCGGCGGAACGCGAGGUGGGGGCUGCGGGGUGCGGGGGGAGCGCUUUGGGCGGCGGACGCGGCCCCGCAGGGAUGAGCGCGGCGGGGUCCAAGGUGCUCUGCCUGAAGAAGGGAAUGCUGCUAAAGCAGGUGUUUGCUCUUAGCAGAGCAGCAACACCCAGAGAAAGCCGUCUGUGUGCUGCAGGUGGUGCCCUCGUGAGUUGCCACAGACAGUACAAAUCCCGUCCUACACACGGCAUUGGGAAGUACAAACAUCUACUCUCGAAGGAGGCUCCAAAGAGGAAAAAGGAUAAAGUACAGAUGAAAGAGAUAGACGUUGGGACCGAAUACGAGUACGGAGAUGUCAAUAUCCAGAUGACUUCCUACGAUAUGUGCCUCGUGGAGCAUUUUGCUCAGUAUGUGCACAAACUCUGCAACCAGUUCUCCGUCAGAGUGAGCGAAAGCUACGCCAUGCCCACCAGAACCAACGAAGUGCUGUUCCUGGAAGAGCGAGGUUCCAAAAUGCAGGUGGACGCGGUCCUUACUACCCACCAGAGGGUUGUCCAGGUCAGCAGGUUGAGUUCAACGUUUGCUCCAAUACUUCUGGAAAUCAUUCAGAGUAACCAGCCGGAAGGGGUCCACCUGUCAGUGAAAGAGCACACGGAAGCUGACUUCAAGAGCCGAUUGAAGGCCCGACCCGAACUUGAGGAGCUGCUCGCGCAGAUGAGCUGAGAGGAGGAAGAACACCCCGUCCGUUUCAGAGGCAUCCCUGGGAACGCCAUGCUUCUCUCGAGCCUCCAGAAGGUGGCUUUACGAGCACCGCAUUGAUAAAUGUGUGACUUCAAAGAAAUUUCCACUGUUGUCAAGCAUCUUGUCUUAAUAAAGACAAUUUCAUGUGUUUAUAA
This is a messenger RNA of Oxyura jamaicensis (ruddy duck), 1003 nucleotides long. RefSeq names its product mitochondrial ribosomal protein L48 (gene MRPL48). The record is from RefSeq and is a predicted model, not a curated record. Bases 192 to 830 code for a protein of 212 amino acids. Gene Ontology annotation, cellular component: mitochondrial ribosome. The transcript has 8 exons. Lineage: Eukaryota; Metazoa; Chordata; Aves; Anseriformes; Anatidae.